AUGGCGAGCGCCCCGCAAACGUCGGACCCAGCCCUCAAAUCUGCACCACCACGCGAGUUCUUGAACAACACCGUCGUCCCGCAGUUGGCAUCCGCCCUGGUUGAAGUGAACAACAAGGGCUCCCGGCGCGUUGUCUCAGACCUAGGUGAGAUUCUAAUGAAGCAGUGA
Messenger RNA from Symbiodinium necroappetens, 168 nucleotides. The record is from the annotation of a GenBank genome assembly. NCBI's taxonomy places the organism in Eukaryota, Dinophyceae, Suessiales, Symbiodiniaceae.